GACUCGUUCGUGCUGUAUUCAUAAAAUGYAUAGAAUUUAUCCAAUUUUAAUUGCUGUUAAGCAAAAAAGUUAAUUGCCCAAGAAAAAAUUGUGCAAAUUUUUUAUAUUUUUUUUCGAAUAAAUUCCAUAAUCAAAUCUUUAACGAGCUAUCUGUGAUGAGUUUACAAAUGUACGCAUAGAUAUGCGUUUAGAACAUUAUUAGAAAAAAAAAACAACUUUCAAAAUGCGGUUGGCUAUAUGCAUGUCUAAAUAUGUACAUAUGUAUAUAUGUAUGUAGUUAAAAGGCGAAUUAUUUAGUGUGCGGUAAAGGUAUGGUUAAUUGUCAAAAAUGUCGGAAAUCGUGGAUACGGAACUACUAGUGAAUUGUACAAUACUCGCCGUCAGGCGUUUCGGACUUAACACUAUUGUAAAUUCAUCUCUAUUGAGCAGCCUGAAUCGAUCGGAAGUUAUCAAUCUACUUUCUGGAAUAAUAGAGAAUAAGGACAACCUGGACAACAUUAAUGACGCAAAGGACUUUUUAACGGAAUGCUUGUUUCCGUCACCGACGAGACCGUACGAAUUGCCAUGGGAACAAAAAACUAUUUGGGCGAUUAUCUUUGGUAUGAUGCUGUUUGUGGCAAUUGCCGGAAACUGCAUUGUCUUGUGGAUUGUUGCUGGUCAUCGCAGUAUGCGCACUGUUACAAACUACUUUUUACUCAACUUGAGCAUUGCCGAUUUGCUAAUGUCCUCGCUCAAUUGCGUUUUCAAUUUCAUCUUUAUGCUGAAUUCGGAUUGGCCCUUCGGUUCUAUUUACUGCACAAUAAAUAAUUUCAUGGCGAAUGUGACUGUCUCGACGUCGGUAUUUACUCUUGUGGCUAUAUCACUGGAUAGAUAUUUCGCAAUUGUUCACCCUUUGAAGAGACGAACAUCAAGACGAAAAGUACGGAUCAUUCUGUUACUAAUAUGGGUUAUAAGUUGUCUGCUAGCAGCGCCCUGCUUACUGUACUCAAGCACAAUGACGAAAAGAUACUACAACGGCAAAUCGAGAACUGUGUGCUUUAUGCUGUGGCCAGAUGGACGCUAUCCAACAUCGAUAUCAGAUUAUGCUUACAACAUCAUAAUCCUCAUACUCACCUAUGGUAUUCCAAUGGUUGUCAUGCUAAUAUGCUACACCUUAAUGGGUCGCGUUCUCUGGGGAAGCCGUUCUAUUGGAGAAAAUAUUGAUCGUCAAAUGGAGUCGAUGAAGUCGAAAAGAAAAGUGGUACGGAUGUUUAUUGCCAUCGUUCUAAUAUUUGCAAUAUGCUGGUUGCCAUAUCAUAUGUUUUUCAUCUAUGCUUAUCACAACAACGAUAUCACAUCCGCCAAAUACGUACAACAUAUGUACUUGGGGUUCUACUGGUUAGCUAUGUCAAAUGCCAUGGUAAAUCCUAUAAUAUACUAUUGGAUGAACAAAAGAUUUCGAUUGUACUUUCAAAGGAUCAUAUGUUGUUGUUGCUAUGGUGCAGUCAAUCACAAGACGGAUUCCCCAAAUUUAAUUGCAAAUAAAAACAGUUUUCAAAAAUCUAUUAAAGUAGAGGGCAAAAAUAUUUGGAAACGUAGUACAAUGGAAACACAAAUACAGGUGGCGCAAACUUCACUUCGAGAGAGAAUCACCAUGGAUAGAACUCCGAAUAAAGUCGUUGUGGACUGCAUACAAGAGAAAGUCAAAAGUGAUAGUUCUCCAGUUUAUAUUUCAACCAAAAGCGGAACUGAUCAGCAACGAAUUAUAAUAAAAUGUAUUUCCUGUGACGAGGACAAUAAAUAUGGUAAAGAUAUUCAGGGAAAGAAUGGAAAGGAUGGAAAAGACACUCUUUGAUUGUAAAUUUAAGCAUAAGAAAUAAAUACCUAUGUGUGAAUUUAUAAAUACCUUAAAUUAGGUAAUUCAUAUGGAAUACGUAACAAACUUUUGCAGAACGACCUAAUUAACUCAUUAUGUAAAUAGUUAGAUUAUUGAGCUUUAAAAAUAUCUUUAUAGAUUUAAUUAACUGCAAUUAUAUCAAAUUACAUGUUGGUACUGCAAGUAUUCAACAUUUUUAGCUUGUUUUGGAGGUACAUACUUAUUUAUACUCACGCAUGUUGCCACCGAGUUAUACUCUUGUUCACCUAACGGUUAUUUGUAACACCUUAAACUAAUAGAGAUGUAUAUAAGCAUAUUAAUAUGAUCAGGAUGAUGAGAUGAUGAUAGUGUAGAUAGAAAUUGAGAUUACUUGAUGAAAUUUUCUACAUKUAUUCAUUGGCUGCGCGGAUGUCGUUUAUCUAAAAUUUAUAAAGUGUUAUAACUUAUAACGUAUCCGCAAACCAAUGUAAAAACUCAUAUUUGGUAGAGGGUAUCGAAGUAUUGAAAAAUAUUGAUUAAAAUUAUUAUUAAUUGAUUAAAAAAGUAAAGAUAUGGCCGUGAAACACUCCUUAAUAGAUUGUGAGUACAUAUCACACACGCCACACAUUGAAGCUAAAGCGACCAAAUGUAUUAUGAGCAAGUCUUUCUACAUAGUACACCUUCAUAAAGUGAAAAGAAUUAAAUUGGAUCAUAACCACUCCCCAUAUACCGAUACACGGAUAUGUUGAAAAAUAGUGCGAAAACUAUUUAAAUAAAUACAGCAGGGUAGUGAGUGA
Bactrocera latifrons is the source of this 2631-nucleotide messenger RNA. RefSeq names its product tachykinin-like peptides receptor 86C (gene TkR86C). Gene Ontology annotation, molecular function: tachykinin receptor activity. Bases 329 to 1834 code for a protein of 501 amino acids. The transcript has 10 exons. Gene Ontology annotation, cellular component: plasma membrane. Lineage: Eukaryota; Metazoa; Arthropoda; Insecta; Diptera; Tephritidae. Gene Ontology annotation, biological process: G protein-coupled receptor signaling pathway. The record is from RefSeq and is a predicted model, not a curated record.